Molecule: messenger RNA, 619 nt
Organism: Saprolegnia parasitica CBS 223.65
Lineage: Eukaryota; Oomycota; Saprolegniomycetes; Saprolegniales; Saprolegniaceae
Exons: 1
Coding region: 41-562 (173 amino acids)
Source: RefSeq, a predicted model, not a curated record
GCAGCAGCAUGGCCAGGUUGGUAUCUUGCGAACCGGCGCCAUGGAGCACUAUGGCAGCGAGACGUGGACGAGCUUGGGCGUCGGCGUCGCGAUUGGCCUCGUGCUCAUUAGUCUCCUCACGCUGUAUCCUGGCGAGCCCUUCGAGUACACGCCGGACGCUUUGCAGCGCGACGCGUCGCCCUCCGUUCCCACACCCGACGACGACGACAAGCGCUGCUUGCCAGCGCCGCCGCUGCAAGCUGCAGACGCGGACGAACGCAGCGCGGCUGCAGCCCGCGUCGAGAAGAUUCAGGCCCUCCUCGGCCUGCAAGAGGCCGAGAUCCAGUCGGCGCUGGCGGCGGCGCAGCGCGCAACGCCUCCUCGCCCAACCGCCACCCGCACCAACUACAUGGCGAUCGCCGACAAGUGCGUGUACGCGGUCUUCUUGGGUCUCUUGCUGCUCGUCGCCGAGCGCGAGUACGGCAUCAACGUCGCAGCAGUGCUGAGCUAUGUCUUUCCGCGCGAGGCCGCGACCGUGCACCAGCUGUGGCCGUGGACGACGCCGGUCCACGCCGCGCCGUAGCGCUUACUGUCGACAUGAAAUAAGACUACAGAUCAUUACUUGUUGUUAAACGAUUAC